This is a messenger RNA of Anolis sagrei ordinatus, 948 nucleotides long. Its product is annotated as olfactory receptor 5V1-like. Gene Ontology annotation, biological process: G protein-coupled receptor signaling pathway. The record is from RefSeq and is a predicted model, not a curated record. NCBI's taxonomy places the organism in Eukaryota, Metazoa, Chordata, Lepidosauria, Squamata, Anolidae. Gene Ontology annotation, molecular function: odorant binding; olfactory receptor activity; G protein-coupled receptor activity. Gene Ontology annotation, cellular component: membrane.
AUGAAUAGAGCAAUGGAAAACCAAACAGCUGCAGUGAAGUUUCAUUUAUUGGGCUUUACCAAAGAUGCAACACUCCAGAUUUUCCUAUUUUUUAUUUUCUUACUAAUAUACACAAUAACUCUGUCAGGAAAUGUGCUCAUUAUGUUGGUGAUAAAGGUUGAUCCACAGCUGCACACACCUAUGUAUUUCUUCCUUACCAACUUAUCUUUAAUUGACAUUUGCUUUUCCUCUGUGACAGUUCCCAAGAUGCUUGAGAAUCUUCUGGCUACAGAAAAGACAAUUUCUCUCAAUAGCUGCAUUGCACAAAUAUUUUUCUUUAUUUUCAUGGUUGGGACAGAGAUCUUCUUACUCUCAGCAAUGGCAUAUGAUCGCUAUGCUGCUAUAUGUCACCCACUAAGAUACAGCACCAUUAUCAGCCGCCAAGCUUGCUCCCAAAUGGUGCUAGGUGCAUGGAUAUCAGGCUUUGUCAACUCCCUUGUAAAUACUGUCUUUCUAACUCACUUACAUUUCUGUACUCCUGGCAGCAUCAAUCAUUUCAGCUGUGAGUUACCUUUGCUACUGCAGCUAUCUUGUACAAGUACUUUUGCCAAUGAAAUGGUGAUUCUCACUUUCAGCAUGGCGCUAGGGUUUGCCUCCCUCCUUCUGAUUGUAGCUUCUUACAUUCGUAUUAUUAGCACAAUUCUCAAGAUACAAUCUGCUGAUGGAAGGCAGAAGGCAUUCUCGACUUUUACUUCCCAUCUCAUGGUUGUGCUUUUGUUUUGUGGGACUGCAUUCAUUCGGUACAUGCAACCAGCAUCAAGUUAUUCAGAAACAGUAGAUAAGCUUGUGUCAGUUCAGUACAGCAUUCUAACCCCAAUGUUAAAUGCCAUUAUAUAUAGCCUGAAAAACAAAGAAGUGAAGAAAGCUAUAAAGAAGCUAGUUAAAAAAAGGAUUUUGACAUUGUUUUAA